UUAGCAUCACGCCUCAUUUAGAGCUUCAUAUUCCGUUGCUCAAGACAUCGCAAUAAGUUUGUUCCCUUACGUAAAUAAACUCAAGAUGAAAUUACUAACGUUUUUGGCGACUUGUUGCAUGUCACCGGUAGCCAUUUUAUUUGUCAUACUCAGUCUUAAUCCUGCGUCAAGCCAAAUUAUUGAAGAACCGCUGCUUGACGAGAUUGAAAGAGCUGGGUUUUUAUUCUUUUGGGAGCAGGCUGACUCCGUUACUGGACAGGUAAAAGAUCGCUCAUUGGCCGCAGGAAAUCCAGACCCAAGAAAUGUUUCGUCUAUUGCGGCCACAGGUUUUGGACUUGCGACGCUUGCCAUUGCACACGACAGAGGAUAUUCCAACCGUUAUUUGAUCGAACAGCGAGUCCUUAAUACGCUUCGAUUCAUUAAGAAUAACCUGACCAAUGUCAACGGCUGGUAUUACCAUUUUGUCGAUAUGUACACCGGAGAACGAGUUUGGGAGUGUGAACUCAGCUCCAUUGACACGGCACUUUUAAUGGGAGGUGUGGUCACUGUGGGUCAAUACUUUAAGGAUCACGCCGAAAUCGUGGCCCUUUCUAAGGAACUCUAUGAAGCAGUAGAUUUCGUCUGGAUGAUGAACGGAACGCAAUUUAUAAACAUGGGCUGGAAACCUGAAAGUGGGUUUUUAAACGACUCAUGGAAUCGGUAUUGCGAGUUAAUGAUCCUUCUCAUCCUCGCCAUCGGGUCGCCAACCCAUCCAAUUCCGAUUAACUCGUGGAAUGUCUUCUCACGGCCGAACUUCACUUACAUGGAGCAUAACUACAUCCAUUUCCCUGCCCCACUAUUCGUCCACCAGUUUUCUCAUGCAUUCAUCGACUUUGAAAACCUACGGGAUAAUUUUACUAUUGACUAUUUCCAAAAUUCUGUAACUGCCACGAGAGCAACGAAAGAUUUCUUUCUCCAUGAUGAAGAAAUGUCUCUUUGGUCCUACUCUGAGAAUUUUUGGGGCGUCACGGCAUCUGACACGCCGUACGGUUACGACGCAUGGGGUGGACCUCCAUUAAUGGGUCGAAUUGACGGGUCAAUCGUUCCAUGUGCGGCUGCAGGAUCUAUCCCUUUCCUGCCACAGGAGACCAUUGCCGUUUUGAAGAAUAUCCGAGUAAACCACACGGCACAAGCGUGGUCGAGGUACGGUUUCGUUGAUGCGUUCAAUCCGAUCACGAACUGGACGAAUCCAGACGUUAUUGGGAUUGAUGUGGGGGUUACAGUGCUCAUGGCCGAUAACUACAGGAACAAAUUUGUCUGGAGAAAUUUCAUGUCGUCACCACACAUUCAGAAUGCCAUGAAUAAAAUUGGAUUUGUCCCAUACCAACCAGUCAAGCAAAAUAAGAGCAAAAGGAUUGGGAGCAAUUAGACUUUCAUUUUCCUCGAUUAAGGCGAUGAAGUAGAAGUUUACAAUGUGAUAUGAGAAUGCUGCACGUAUUGUGAGUGGAAAUAAAAGAAUUAAUUAGAAGAAAAUUA
Messenger RNA from Folsomia candida, 1515 nucleotides. RefSeq lists its product as uncharacterized. The transcript has 4 exons. The coding region runs from base 86 to 1408 and encodes 440 amino acids. NCBI's taxonomy places the organism in Eukaryota, Metazoa, Arthropoda, Collembola, Entomobryomorpha, Isotomidae. The record is from RefSeq and is a predicted model, not a curated record.